CAUGCCACACCAUAGAAGGUGAGCGAGAGAGAGCGAGGGGGGACGAGAUGCCCUACAGACCGUCUGGCUUUUUCUGCGACCGGCUCAUCCGCGAGCGAGAGCGUCGCGACGGCGAAGGCACCCUCAACAAGCCGCUGCGCUUCAACGGCCAGGACUUUGUCGCCCUGCGGCAAGAGUACGUCCAGCGCGGGACCCUCUUUGACGACGACUCCUUCCCGGCCAGCAUUGAGUCGCUGGGCUUCAGAGAGCUCGGACACAAGUCCAACAAGGUCAAGAACAUCGUUUGGAAGAGGCCCAAAGAAAUUAGCGAGAAACCACAGUUCAUUGUGGGCGGGGCCAGUCGCACUGACAUCUGCCAGGGUGAUCUCGGUGACUGCUGGCUGCUGGCCGCCAUAGCCUGCCUCACCCUCAACGAAAAGCUCCUCUACCGGGUGGUUCCUCCAGACCAGAGUUUGACGCAGGACUACGCCGGAAUCUUCCACUUCCAGUUCUGGCGCUAUGGCGACUGGGUGGACGUCGUCAUCGAUGACCGGAUCCCCACCUUAAACAACCAGCUGGUGUUCACAAAGUCAGCGGAGAGAAACGAGUUCUGGAGUGCCCUGCUGGAAAAGGCCUACGCAAAACUGCACGGCUCCUAUGAAGCCCUUAAGGGCGGCAACACCACCGAGGCCAUGGAAGACUUCACGGGUGGGGUGACCGAGUUUUACGAGAUGAAGGAGGCCCCCAAAGAUCUCUACAAGAUCAUGAAGAAGGCUCUGGAGAGAGGUUCCCUCAUGGGCUGCUCCAUUGAUGUGAGUUUUACGCAAUGUGGCGUGAUUUUUUUUUUUUUUGGAAUGCUUUGAGUAGAAGGAAGCCAGUCAGCCAUGAAGGUACGUUUGCUUUCGUCACUCCUUCUUCUUUGACUGUUAGAAUUGACUUUGGGAACACCGAUUUAACCACAAUUAUUGUUGUGAACAAAAGACACACUUGGUUACGUUUGCGUCCCUCAGUCCCUUGUCCCUGCUCGCUUCGAGACCCGGACUGCCACGGGUCUAGUGAAGGGCCACGCUUACUCUGUGACGGCGGUGGAGGAGUGUCGACCCUCGCAGCACAAAGAGACCAAAGUGCGACUCGUCCGUCUCAGGAACCCUUGGGGCCAGGUGGAGUGGAACGGACCCUGGAGCGACAACUCCAAGGAGUGGGCCGCACUAGCCAUGGCUGAGAAGGAGAAGCUACAGCACAAGAGCGCAGAGGAUGGAGAGUUCUGGAUGUCCUUUGAGGACUUCAAGAAGAACUACACAAAGAUCGAGAUCUGCAACCUCACGCCCGACGCCCUGGAGGACGACAAGAUCCACAAGUGGACCGUCUCUGUGAACGAAGGCCGCUGGGUUCGAGGCUGCUCGGCCGGAGGCUGCAGAAACUACCCUGAGACGUUCUGGACCAACCCUCAGUACCGCCUUCGUUUGCUGGAAGAGGACGACGACCCGGAGGACAGUGAGGUUGGCUGCACCUUCGUUGUGGCUCUAAUGCAGAAGAACAGGCGGAAAGAGCGCAGGACGGGUGCCAAUUUGUUCACCAUUGGCUUUGCCAUCUACGAGGUGCCGAAGGAGAUGCACGGCAACAAGCAACACAUGCCCAAGGACUUCUUCCUGGUCAAUUCAUCAAGGGCGCGCUGCAAGUCGUACAUCAACCUGCGCGAGGUCACCCAGCGCUUCCGGCUGAGUCCCGGAGAGUACGUCAUCGUGCCGUCCACGUACGAGCCCCAUCAGGAGGGCGAGUUCAUCCUGCGGGUUUUCUCCGAAAAGAGGAACACGUCAGAGGAGAUAGAGAACAGGAUUGAGGCCGACCAUCCCGUGCCCAUGCCAUCCUCAGCGGAGGAGGAGAACGAGGAGGACCAGCAGUUCCGGAUCAUUUUUCAAGAGAUUGCUGGCGACGACAUGGAGGUCACGGCCAACGAGCUGAGAAAGGUUCUCAACAGAGCCAUGAGCAAGCACAAUUACUUGAGUACAGAGGGCUUCAGCCUGGAGAGCUGCAGGAGCAUGAUAGCUCUGAUGGAUAUGGACGGAACAAGCCGCCUCAACUUUCAGGAGUUCCGCCAUCUAUGGAAUAAAAUCAAACAAUGGCAGGAAAUCUUUCAGCACUACAACCCCAAUCAGUCGGGCAGCAUCAACAGCUACGAGAUGAGGAACGCUGUCAACGAUGCAGGCUUCCGCCUCAACAACCAGCUGUAUGACAUCAUCACCAUGCGCUACGCCAACGAGAGCAUGAACAUCGACUUCGACAGCUUCAUCAGCUGCCUGGUCCGCCUCGAGGCCAUGUUCAGGGCGUUUCAGGCGUUCGAUCAGGAUGGCGAUGGUACAAUCCGACUCAGUGUACUGGAGUGGCUCCAGUUGACCAUGUACGCCUAAGGAAAAGUGCCGCGCAUGGACCAGACCUGCCAAGACUUUACCUCAUGACCUCCCGUGCCGCUUCUCAUCUUCCUCCUCACUCAAUUCAGGACAUUUGUAUCGAUUUUGUGUUUCGUCCUACUUCCAUCCCCAACCCGCCUCAAGAAAUCACUCAACCACAGAGACACCUUUCCUCCCAUCCCACCAACACUUCCUCCUCAGUUCCGGCCAUUUGCAUCUCUUCUGUACUUUUGUUCUUUUUCCCCUCAACCCGCCCAAAGAAAUCAUUCUCUUUUGUCAUUUUCAUUCAUGGAGACACAUUUGCUCCCCCCGUUUCCGGACAGGCCUUUUACAUCUACUUUGUGCUUUUGUCCUCUUACCACCCCUUACAUUUUUCACUCUUUCCACAUCAUUCUGCCAUCAUUUCCUCCACACCACCUCUUCCUCCACUGUGCAUCCCAUUUGCAUCUACGGAGACCCCUUUCCUUCCUGCCACCUUUUUUUCACUCAGGCAUCACACACACACAACGACCUCUUUUGACGUCUGUCACCAUACCUCACAGAGCCUCACACAGACACAAAAAACAUUACCUGUAGGUGAGGACUCACAGUGGACAAAGUUGUUAAACGAUUUUUUUUUUUUUUUUUUGGUUCAUACCGUUUUAGGUUCCCCUCAGUAAUUGAAGAAGAGAAUACGGCUAGAAAAGGUUGGACUGCUGCUUUUUUGUUGUUGUUGUGAUUUUGCUAUUUAAGGCUUUGGUCAAAUGAGUGUAAUGCAUUUUUAGAAGCAUUUUAUCCCCACCAAUAUAUCAGUAACAUGUUUUAAGUAACACGCUUGACAAUGUUCACAAAGCGUUUCGGACAGUAGACCUCUACAAAGGCCAUUUUAAUGUUAAAAAUGUAAUAAAAUUAUAUUUCA
Hippocampus comes (tiger tail seahorse) is the source of this 3285-nucleotide messenger RNA. RefSeq names its product calpain 3a, (p94) (gene capn3a). Gene Ontology annotation, biological process: proteolysis; negative regulation of apoptotic process. The record is from RefSeq and is a predicted model, not a curated record. Gene Ontology annotation, cellular component: cytoplasm. Gene Ontology annotation, molecular function: calcium-dependent cysteine-type endopeptidase activity; calcium ion binding. The transcript has 20 exons. NCBI's taxonomy places the organism in Eukaryota, Metazoa, Chordata, Actinopteri, Syngnathiformes, Syngnathidae.